CGUCUCCGUGGCGAUGGACUGUGCAAACAACACUGCAGCCGUGUCCUGGUCUGCCAGUCCCGGUGCGUUACAGUACGUAGUGAGAGCCUCCAGUCACUAUAGCAACAUCAGCCACCAGACCUCUGACCUCUACUGCUCGCUGGAUGACCUCAUGUGUGGUAGCCGAUAUUAUGUUCAAGUGAUGGCAAUGGGGGACAACUGCUCCAGUGUUCCCAGUCAAGUCCUGGUAUUUGACUCAGCACCAUGUCCACCCCGGAAUGUGACGACUCAGCUCAGCUGCAUGACCAACAACUUGACAGUUUCUUGGGACUCCGAUGGCGAUGUUGACUACUUCAUGGUGUGGUUAAAUGAGUACAUGGGAGGGAGCAGUGAGACCUUCAACACCACCAGCACAGAGAGUUCCACCAGUAACGUGAUCUGUGGGAACACCUACACUGUCCAAGUCGCAGCCAUCAAAGGGGACUGCCAGACCAAUACCAGUCAGACCCAGAGUGUCCUGACAGCUCCAUGCCAGCCUCAGGGCAUCCGAGGAAGCCUGGACUGUGUGACAAAUUCAGCAUGGAUCUCAUGGGACACGGCCCUGUAUGCUGACUGCUACACUGUGUCGGCUGUCGGGGAGGACAACAGCGUGGCCAACUGUACCACCUACACCAACACCACCUGUGAGGUGGAAGACCUGGCGUGUGGCAUUCUGUACAACUUUAGUGUGACUGCAAAGAACAGCCAGUGUGAGAGUCAGCCUAGCACCACCAUUGACCUGCAGACUGCCCCCUGCUCCCUCUCUAGUAUCACAGCCAUCCCUCAGUGCCACGACUCAUCCAUCCUGGUCAUGUGGGAACUAGCGGAAGGCAGCGAGGGAAACACUGUGUACACAGCCACAGCUGAAGCCAAAGACCACACGUACUUGUCCUGCAAUGGCACAGGUACCAGCUGCACCCUGCACGGGGCGCAAUGCGACUACCGCUACACCGUCAUCGUCGCCGCUUCCUCAGACCAGUGCAGCAGUUUGAGAAGUCCGCCCUACAGGAUUAGCAUGGAACCGUGUCCACCUAGUGAGGUGAUCGUCACCGCCUACUGCGAGGACCACAAUGCACUAGUGUCAUGGAGCCCCUCUCCGGUCGCUGCAACCUACCACGUUGUUGCAACCGCAGCAGAUGGACACAUGCACGCCUGCAACGCCUCAUCCACCAACUGCAGCUUGACGGGACUCCACUGUGAUGAGCAGUACCAAGUGUAUGUGACAGCACGCCAUGAGAACUGCUCUAGUGCAGCCAGCUACAACGUAACACUCAACACAGGUCCCUGUCAGCCAGAUGAUGUCUCGGUGACCUUCCACUGCAGUAAUCAGUCUGCAGUGCUCUCCUGGACCCCCAGUGACAAUGCUGUGGACUACCAUGCCUGUGCUGAGGCGUUGAGCGGACAAAUGCUCUACUGUCAGAGCACGUAUCCCACAUGUACCAUCCAAAAUCUGGAUUGCGGGGUCCUCUAUAACUUCUCUGUCCAGGUUUCUGACGGCACGUGCAACAGUUCCUUCAGCGACCCCGUGCAGACGGGAGCAACCCCUUGUCCUCCAGCUGUUGUGGAGGUGCAGCAUUUGACCAUGUAUGCAGACAUCCAGUUACUGAGGUUCAAUUGGACGGACAUAAGCUGUGCCGACACGGAGUACAUGCUGGCUUUAGAAGGUAACCUACUGGGAGACGACCAGGCCCAGUUUGAGGUGUCGUCCUAUUGGACGAACAGGACUUCAUUUGAGAUCCCGCUUCCUUGCGGGUCGUGGUACUCGGCUACCAUGGAGAGCAGAAACGCGGCCGGAAGCAGUGACCGAUCCGGGCUUCUUAACGGAACAACAGUCCCGUGUCCACCAUUGAACGUGAUGUACAGUAGCGACUCCAGCACUGUAGUUUCCUGGAACCCGGCAGUGUUUGCCACCACGUACUCUGUGUACACGCCAACAGUUUCCCUCACUUCUCAGCUGUGCACCACCACAGGAUUGUCCUGCUUGCUGCCCCCCGGCAUCCCCUCUGCAGACCUGCUGGUCACAGCCAGCAACGCAGCCGGAGAAAGCGAAGGAGCGAGCGUCACGGCGGUGAAUUUACUUGUGCGCAGGAAAAGAGACCUCGCUGAGAGUGAAGGCCUCACAGCACCGACGAUACAAGUCACCUUGCCCAAGCCAGGUGUUGUCGACACAAAGUGGUCGCGUGCAGAUGCUGCCACUGAUUACAAACUGAUGAUCAAGCAGCAGCAGGGCGAUUCUGAGGAACUAACAGUGGUCGGAGAACACAUCAUCCUCACAAAUUUGAGCCCCAACUCCACUUACUGCCUCACAGUGUCGGCCAGGAACAAUACCAACAUGGGACCUGAGUCAGAACCUGCGUGUUUCCAAACACGCUAGACCCACUGGCUUGUCCUGAUCAUAACGUGACUUUGAAACAGGGGUGCCCAUUACGUCAAUCGCGAGCUACCAGUCAAUGGUGGAGGGUGUGUCAUUCCAUCGCCAGCCAGGCAUUAAAAAAGUAGACCUAAAAUUAGCAAUCAUCAAUCUUCACCAAGACGUCACUUUCGUCACUUGAUUGACAUUCACGGCACCCGAGGUCUUGUGAGAUGACGCGGCUGCUGCCAGAUCAUUAUUAAGAAAAAAUGACCAACAGAGGAAGACGAGAAACAUUUUUAAUUUCAACAUUGCCGUCAAAACUCUAAAGACCGACCGUACAGUUCCUAUCUUCACAAUAAAAGCGCUGCUUCCUCUUGCCUACGCUAACAAAAAAAAAAAGUCACAGAAAGCUAGUGCACACAAGUUAGCAAGCUACAGAGUUUGCCGCCAAUGUAUUUCUUUUAAAGUGUUUAAAAAGGAGUAUGAAAGCUGGACUAAUAAAAUGGCAAAAAACAACCACUUUCAUGUGGUAUUGGACAGAAAGAAGGACUUUUUUUCUCCUCCAUUUGAAAAUGUGGACGUUAUCAUCACAACUGUCUGAUUCCAAUCAAUGCAGGUCAUCAGAAUCAGAUAAUACAUUAAUUUAUAUUAUUGUCUUCAUGAAAGAAAUGAAUCUAUAUGUGUUAAACAUGCUUGUAUUAUCAUUAAACACCUUUAACUUGUUAACAAAAAUGUCUCUUUCAUAAAUAAAUAUAAAUUAUAUAUAUGAAUGAGAUAGAUCCCCUCCACUUGAUCAAUUGAAAAGUAGCUUGCCUGCAGAAAAAGUGUGGGCACCCCUGGUUUGAAACAUGACAACGCCCUUCUUCAGAUCUGCUACAACACAGAAAGUUCUUUUUUGUUUAAAAAUUGUGCACUAUAUGGACAAAAGUAUUGAAACACCGCACUUAAUUGAUUAUUGGUAGAAAAGCGCAGUGAAUUAAUUAACUCAUAUUAUGUUUUGCAUAUGGUUCAUUAUUAUAUUCAUCUUGGAGAAAGCAAACCACCAGUUUAAAUAGUAGGUAUUUCAUUUUGGGCACAUUAUAACAUAGGGCCCUUUAGUACUGACAUUUGUGUGUGGAUUGGAUUAGUUCUCGCGGAAGAAAAGGCAAUAAAAUCGGACCGGGGUAUGCAGAGGUGAUGGCCUUAUCCGCGGGAAGAGACUACAUGUUUAGCUUAAUGCCAUUAUCUAAGAUAUGACUUGCAUCUGUUUUCUUUUCAGUCACUUACACACAAACUUUUCCUUUGUGGUCAGGAUGCACUCUCCUGACUCAGCACACACACACACACACAUACACACACACACACACACACACACACACACACACACACACACACACACACACACACACACACACACACACACACACACACACACACACACACACACACACACACACACACACACACACACACACA
This is a messenger RNA of Nerophis ophidion (straightnose pipefish), 3826 nucleotides long. RefSeq names its product fibronectin type III domain-containing protein 7-like. Gene Ontology annotation, molecular function: protein binding. Lineage: Eukaryota; Metazoa; Chordata; Actinopteri; Syngnathiformes; Syngnathidae. The transcript is spliced from 10 exons. The record is from RefSeq and is a predicted model, not a curated record. Bases 14 to 2392 code for a protein of 792 amino acids.